This is a messenger RNA of Acytostelium subglobosum LB1, 2514 nucleotides long. RefSeq lists its product as hypothetical. The record is from RefSeq and is a predicted model, not a curated record. The transcript is spliced from 2 exons. Gene Ontology annotation, cellular component: ribonucleoprotein complex; cytosol. NCBI's taxonomy places the organism in Eukaryota, Evosea, Eumycetozoa, Acytosteliales, Acytosteliaceae. Gene Ontology annotation, biological process: translational elongation. The coding region runs from base 1 to 2514 and encodes 837 amino acids. Gene Ontology annotation, molecular function: GTP binding; ribosome binding; translation elongation factor activity.
AUGGUAAACUUCACAAUUGACCAAAUCAGGUCCAUCAUGGACCGUCGUGAGAACAUCAGAAACAUGUCUGUCAUUGCUCACGUCGAUCACGGCAAGACCACCCUUUCCGACUCUCUGAUCCAAAGAGCCGGUAUUAUUGCCGACAAGGUUUCUGGUGACAUGAGAUACAUGUCUACCCGUGCUGAUGAGCAGGAGCGUGGUAUCACCAUCAAGUCCUCGUCCGUGUCCCUCCAUUUCAGAAUGCCAGAGGGUAACUUGCCAGCUGGUUCCACCGACCCAGAGUUCUUGAUCAACCUCAUCGAUUCCCCAGGUCACGUUGAUUUCUCCUCAGAGGUCACUGCUGCCCUCCGUGUCACUGAUGGUGCUCUUGUUGUCGUUGACUGUGUCGAGGGUGUCUGUGUGCAAACCGAGACCGUGCUCCGUCAGUCCACUGCCGAGCGUAUCAAGCCAGUCCUCUUUGUGAACAAGGUCGACCGUUUCCUCUUGGAGCUCCAGCUCAACACUGAGGAGGCCUACAUCUCCUUCCGUCGUGCCAUCGAGUCCGUCAACGUUAUUGUCGGAAACAUCGACGACAAGGACUUUGGUGACGUCACCGUCAAGCCAGAGAUGGGAACCGUUGCCUUUGGUUCCGGUCUCCACGGUUGGGGUUUCACCCUCGGCAAGUUCGCCACCCUCUACGCCGCCAAGUUUGGAGUGCCAAAGGAGAAGCUCAUCACCCGUCUCUGGGGUGACAACUACUUCGAUGCCGAGUCCAAGAAGUGGACCAGCAACGCCGUCUCUGCCACUGGCAAGCCAUUGUCCCGUGCCUUCUGUCAGUUUGUCCUCGAGCCAAUCUACCAGCUGUCCCGUGCCGUCGUCGACGACGACCAAGAGAAGAUCAACAAGAUGGUCAAGACCCUCAGCAUUGCCCUCACCACCGAGGAUAUGGAGCUCAAGGGUAAGGCUUUGGUCAAGGCUAUCAUGAGAAAGUUCCUUCCAGCCGCCGACGCCAUUUUGGAGAUGAUUGUCCUCCAUUUGCCCUCCCCACUCAUUGCCCAGAAGUACCGUGUCACCAACUUGUACGAGGGUCCAAUGGACGACGAGUGUGCCACCGCCAUCGCUGCCUGUGAUCCAAACGGACCACUCAUGAUGUACGUCUCAAAGAUGGUGCCCACCUCUGAUAAGGGUCGUUUCUACGCUUUUGGUCGUGUCUUCUCCGGUGUCAUCCGUACCGGCCAGAAGGUCAGAAUCAUGGGACCAAACUACGUUCCAGGCAAGAAGGAGGAUCUCUUCCUCAAGUCCAUCCAGCGUACCGUUCUGAUGAUGGGCCGUAAGACCGAGCAAAUCGAGGACUGCCCAUGUGGUAACAUCAUUGGUCUGGUCGGAGUCGACCAGUACCUCGUCAAGUCUGGUACCAUCACCACCUCAGAGUCUGCCCACAACAUCCGUGUCAUGAAGUUCUCUGUGUCCCCAGUCGUGCGUGUUGCCGUCGAGGCCAAGAACCCAUCCGAUCUCCCCAAGUUGGUCGAGGGUCUCAAGCGUCUUGCCAAGUCUGACCCAUGUGUGCUCUGUUACACUGAGGAGUCUGGUGAGCACAUCGUCGCCGGAGCUGGUGAGCUCCAUCUUGAGAUUUGUCUCAAGGAUCUUGCUGAGGACCAUGCCGGUAUCGAGAUCAAGACCACCGACCCAGUCGUGUCCUUCCGUGAGUCAGUCUCUGCUCACUCCAACCAGAUGUGUCUGUCCAAGUCACCAAACAAGCACAACCGUCUCUACCUCAAGGCCGAGCCAAUCCCAAUGGAGCUCCAGGAGGAGAUCGAGGCUGGUUCCGUCUCUGCCAAGGACGAUAUCAAGCUCCGUGCUGUCCACUUGGGCGAGAACUACGGUUGGGACCAGAACGACGCCAAGUCCAUCUGGUCUUUCGGUCCAGAGGGUACCGGUGCCAACUUGUUGGUCAACGUCACCAAGGGAGUCCAGUACAUGAACGAAAUUAAGGACUCUUUCGUCGCUGCCUUCCAGUGGGCCACCAAGGAGGGUGUCAUCUGUGACGAGAACAUGAGAGGUAUCCGUUUCAACAUUCACGACGUUACCCUGCACACUGAUAACAUCCACAGAGGUGGUGGUCAGAUCGUCCCAACUGCCCGUCGUGUCAUGUACGCUGCCGAGCUCACUGCCGAUCCAAUCCUUUUGGAGCCAAUGUACUUGGUCGAGAUCACUGCCCCAGAGUCUGCCGUCGGAGGUAUCUACGGUGUGCUCAACAGACGUCGUGGUCACGUCAUCUCUGAGGAGCGUCGUGUCGGUACUCCACUCUUCUCCGUCAAGGCUCACAUGCCCGUCUUGGAGUCCUUCGGUUUCACUGCCGAUCUGCGUUCCCACACUGCCGGUCAGGCCUUCCCACAAUGUGUCUUCGAUCACUGGAACUCCAUCGGUGUCGUCGGUUCAGACAAGAAGGCUACUGAGGUCGCCCUCGGUGUCAGAAAGAGAAAGGGUCUCUCUGAUGAGAUCCCACCCUUGGAUCGUUUCAUCGACAAGCUCUAA